Molecule: messenger RNA, 2298 nt
Organism: Cherax quadricarinatus
Lineage: Eukaryota; Metazoa; Arthropoda; Malacostraca; Decapoda; Parastacidae
Product: uridine diphosphate glucose pyrophosphatase NUDT14-like
Biological process (GO): ribose phosphate metabolic process; nucleoside phosphate metabolic process; nucleosome assembly
Cellular component (GO): nucleosome
Molecular function (GO): metal ion binding; DNA binding; UDP-sugar diphosphatase activity
Source: RefSeq, a predicted model, not a curated record
AAAACUUAGCCAUUUAUGACGCAUUUCAAAGUAAAUAUUUAUUUUCACAAAUAAUGAGGGACUAAACACAAACAUUUGUUUACGUUUUAAAAUAAUUAAGGUCAUUAUAAUUGUGUAAUUACUUAUUAAAAAUAUUUAAUAAGCGACCAAUAUGGCUCUCCUGAGCAAGACCCGUGAAACCAAGAUUUUCACUUUUUAAAUGCAUAAUACCGCCUUGUUAUGCAUUAAUACGCGGACAAGUACAGGUGUAACCGUAGAGGCAUGCGAGCACAUGUGAUGGAUAAGAGUACUGAAGGAUUCCUUCACGACGGAGUGAAUUACGAGGAUGUAGAAGUGAGAAGAAGGAAGAAGAAGCAGCAUCACUCCAGACCUUCCACAUCUCAGAUGGUCCAUAAUGCUAUCACACAAAUCGGCUCUAAGGAAAAAGGCGCCUCCGUGCAGAAGAUAAAGAAGUAUAUUUACGCUAACUACAAGGUGAACUUGAACAAAAUCGAUUUAUUCAUUAACAAGUAUAUGAAGAAAGGUGUGAGGGACGGACGGCUGAUCAAGAGCACAGGCUUCCGUAACGGCGCUAUCGGCUUUUUUAAAAUAGCCGCUAAACCCAAGCCUGAUUUCUCCGAGAAGCGGACACUAACCCCCGAGAAGAGGAAGAGGAAGAGGCUGGAGAAGCAAGUACCGGUGAUCAGCCAGGUGGUGUCUGAGGGAGAGAUAGACAGUAGUAACAGCAGUAACAGCCAGCUGUCACCUGUCAGUUCCUUCACUACUGUCAUGGAUCUUAUUGAUGAUGUCUCUCUACAACCUCUCACUUCUUCACAGUUUGUUAAUCCCUUGAGAAUGCACUAUAAACAGAAUGAUAUUGAAAAGAUAUGGGAUCUUGUUAGCUUACAUGAAAGUGUGUCUAUCAUCAUAUUCAAUGUGGACAAGCAAAAACUAAUCCUUGGACAGUUCAGACCAGCGGUGUACUACAGUGGCAUACCCCCAGAGGAGCGUGCAUCGAGCACUAUAAAUACAGCCAAGUAUCCAGGAAUAAGAGGUCUUACUCUGGAAUUCUGUGCUGGUAUUGUGGACAAAAGUAAAGAACUUGUACAAAUUGCCAGAGAAGAGGUGCUCGAAGAAUGUGGUUAUGAUGUCCCUUUGGAACAUUUUGAAAAAGUCAUAACUUACAGGUCUGGUGUGGGAGUAUCUGGUGAUCGUCAAACAAUGUUUUACGUAGAAGUGACAAACAACAUGAAAGUAACUGAAGGUGGUGGCUUAGCAGCGGAAGGCGAGAUGAUUGAAGUGGUGGAGUUGUCCUUGGCUGAACUAAAAGUUUUAUUGAAGCAAUCAGAAGUGAACUGUCCUGGAGGCCUUCUGUUUGGUCUAAUGUGGUUUUUGCAACAUAAAGCACCUCAAGAGUAGCAUAUCAGUAUUAUAUGCACAACACAAAUUGAAGGACCUCAUAUUUUUGUACAAAUACUCUACAGCCAUUUUUUAAUAUACAAGAAAAACAUUAUUUUAUCACUAUGGCUGUGUAAUUCUCUUGUUAAUCACACCUCAUUAAUCCUGAAUCAUAGGGACCAGGAGCUUUCCAAUAAGAUUUUCUGAUCGACACAAGGAAAGUGUUGCCGAGCAUAAUUCCUUUGAGGGGGAAGAGGGUUGACGAAGUCGAAAGGUUUCUAAAGAACAAAAGGGCACAAUACACAAAUAACCUGCACAUAGGAAAGAGGAGCUUACAACGAUGUUUUGGUCCGACUUUGGACUAUUUACAAAGCCUAAGUGUAGGUUAUUUAUGUACUGAUUACCUGUAACCCUUAAGGGUUUAGUUCUCCAUGAGUAUGAUUACAAAAGCAUGGAGGUUGAGCUCUUGUUAGUAGCAGUCGUAGUUUGAAAAAAAAAAAAUUGUGUAUUAAUGGCGAAACGUAAAUAAUGAAUAAAGCCAGGACUUGGCAACCAUGGGAGAAGUUUCUAGGGACUUCCAUGGAUUGUAUUUCUGAAAGGUAUCUUAGGUUCACAGUAGGAAAGCCCUGAAGCAGCAAAGGUUGGAGGGCAGCAAGUGUAGACAUCCUCAGUGAUGUCUAGCCCAAAUGUGUAAUUGCCAGAGGUGGUAUCAUGAGAUAUACUACAUUUGCAAAGGCAUUGUCUUGGUUCAGAAUCUUUCAGGAAGUGUUUAUUCGUGGGGAAGAGUGUGUGGGUAGUGCUAAACCCAUGUGGAUAACAUGGCACUAAUUAUUAUUAUUAUUAUCAAAACUAAGCACUAAACUUCCGGGGUCAUGUGUCACUGCAUGGCACUAAACAGUAGAAAAUUAUUGCAACCAAAAC